Sabethes cyaneus is the source of this 919-nucleotide messenger RNA. RefSeq lists its product as uncharacterized. Lineage: Eukaryota; Metazoa; Arthropoda; Insecta; Diptera; Culicidae. The record is from RefSeq and is a predicted model, not a curated record. The transcript is spliced from 2 exons. The coding region runs from base 340 to 714 and encodes 124 amino acids.
CACCUCUAUCUUUUCGUUAUUUAUUCGACACCAAUUAGAAUGGCGAACGGAGGAUUUAAUAACAUUAUUUAAAAACAAGUUUUUUUUACUAAGAGUACAGGGCUAUUAUAUGUAAAUAUAAAGAGAAUUCGACAAUUGAUUGACUUCGAUUCGUUUGUUAUUAAAUCGAUCUGUGCACUAGCAAUUGCCUGCAUAGUCGGUCUAAAGCAGUAAGGCUAAAAUUUAAGUCACAAAAACAACACAAAUUUUCCAAAAUCACAAAUUUCGUAUCCCAUUUUCACACAACAAGAAUAAAUUUAUUAACCGUCGCCUCCUUCCAGCGCCUCCUCAUACAUAUGAAUGAUCACGAUGGAUGUACUGAUACUCAUCAACAGUACCCACCAGGCAGAAACAAGAAGUCAACCCACCGAAGGAGACCAGAAUUGCAAGAAGUUAGCUGUUAUUCGUGAGCGGAAAUCACGAUUCGUGCUACACCACCCCAUUCAUUGGGACGGAAACUCAGCGCUGGCUGCAAGUAGGAAAGCCAAAAGUCACAGCCAGCCAGCCAGUCAGCGCAACGGUACCACACAUUCGCGUCACACUAAACCGAAUCAGAAUCGAAAGAAGUACUCCGCCGGGUCGUGCCGUGGCAGGAAUCAACUUGUGACGCCACCCGAUAGCCGCCUUCAGAACCGGCAGGCGCGGCGGAGGAAACAUGUACGAGCGAGCAUUUAGCAAAUCAAGCGAAACAAGCGCUCGCUGCUGCUGUUGGUUUCCCUUUACCAGUGGGUGUCGUGGUGGGAUUUUCCGAGUCAAGGCAGAACUGUACCACCAUGCUGUGCCAUCAAUUGUGUGAUCUCUAAAAGGGGUGUUCCAUGCGGCGCAAAGAACUGGAAAGUCGAAGCAGUGGUGGCGUUACCGAAGAGGAGGCGUUCGAAGA